Messenger RNA from Pelobates cultripes (western spadefoot toad), 15282 nucleotides. The record is from the annotation of a GenBank genome assembly. NCBI's taxonomy places the organism in Eukaryota, Metazoa, Chordata, Amphibia, Anura, Pelobatidae.
CGCAGCCGGGGAGCAUGUCGGGAAUUGUAGUUCAGAGCAGUCUUACUUCCGGGACCUGUGGUUUUUGUAAAUACCCCGGAGCCUGGUGGGGGAGUCCCUGGGCGGCCCUAGUCCCCCUCCCACCCCCGGGAUCGGGGCCAUGGGGAACUGCCUGUCCUCCCAGUCUGCCGAUGACCUGUCCCUGCUCAACGAUUCGGACGUGGCCAGCCUGCCCGGGGAGCCCCCGCCGCCGUACCAGGUGCCAUUCCGGGGGGAGCAUGUCAGUACAGGCCGGGGACUGGGCCCCCCAGAGGGCCACACAUGGACAGCAGUAUACACAGCUCCCAGACUGACUGUCGGUAUACACAGCGCCCAGACUGGCUGUCAGUAUACACAGCGCCCAGACUGGCUGUGGGUAUACACAGCGCCCAGACUGGCUGUGGGUAUACACAGCGCCCAGACUGGCUGUCAGUAUACACAGCUCCCAGACUGACUGUCGGUAUACACAGCGCCCAGACUGGCUGUCGGUAUACACAGCGCCCAGACUGGCUGUCGGUAUACACAGCGCCCAGACUGGCUGUGGGUAUACACAGCGCCCAGACUGGCUGUCGGUAUACACAGCGCCCAGACUGGCUGUCGGUAUACACAGCGCCCAGACUGGCUGUCGGUAUACACAGCUCCCAGACUGACUGUCGGUAUACACAGCUCCCAGACUGGCUGUCGGUAUACACAGCGCCCAGACUGGCUGUCGGUAUACACAGCGCCCAGACUGGCUGUCGGUAUACACAGCGCCCAGACUGGCUGUCGGUAUACACAGCUCCCAGACUGACUGUCGGUAUACACAGCGCCCCGACUGGCUGUCAGUGUACACGGCGCCCAGACUGGCUGUGGGUAUACACAGCGCCCAGACUGGCUGUGGGUAUACACAGCGCCCAGACUGGCUGUGGGUAUACACAGCGCCCAGACUGGCUGUGGGUAUACACAGCGCCCAGACUGGCUGUGUAUAGCCCAGACUGGCUGUGGGUAUACACAGCACCCAGACUGGCUGUGGGUAUACACAGCGCCCAGACUGGCUGUGGGUAUACACAGCGCCCAGACUGGCUGUGGGUAUACACAGCGCCCAGACUGGCUGUGUAUAGCCCAGACUGGCUGUGGGUAUACACAGCACCCAGACUGGCUGUGGGUAUACACAGCGCCCAGACUGGCUGUGGGUAUACACAGCGCCCAGACUGGCUGUGGGUAUACACAGCGCCCAGACUGGCUGUGGGUAUACACAGCGCCCAGACUGGCUGUGGGUAUACACAGCGCCCAGACUGGCUGUGGGUAUACACAGCGCCCAGACUGACUGUGGGUAUACACAGCGCCCAGACUGGCUGUCGGUAUACACAGCGCCCAGGCUGGCUGUCGGUAUACACAGCGCCCAGGCUGGCUGUCGGUAUACACAGCGCCCAGACUGGCUGUCGGUAUACCGGGCUCAGCCCAUAGCGGCUGUCGGUAUACCGGGCUCAGCCCAUAGCACCCAGACUGGCUGUCGGUAUACACAGCGCCCAGGCUGGCUGUCGGUAUACACAGCGCCCAGGCUGGCUGUCGGUAUACACAGCGCCCAGGCUGGCUGUCGGUAUACACGGCUCAGCCCAUUGCACCCAGACUGGCUGUCGGUAUACCGGGCUCAGCCCAUUGCACCCAGACUGGCUGUCGGUAUACCGGGCUCAGCCCAUUGCACCCAGACUGGCUGUCGGUAUACUGGGCUGGGCCCUACAGCCAUGUAACAGGGUGAUUCACUGUCUGGCAGAGAUUUUUACUAAAGGGCGAGUUGGGGAAAAUUCAGUUUUGUUUUCAGUUGAGCUAUUUUGGCCUGAAAUCUGAAAAUCACUUUAAUUUCUGAAAAAUGUACAUUUCAGGGAAUAGCCCUAGUGUGUAGCUGGUUUGCUAUAAUGACUAAUCACUGUUUUUUUUUGGUCUAAUUUUCAGAUAAACAAAACAGUUUUUUUUUUUUCUUUUCUUUCUACAUAAGACUGUUGGCUGUAUAGCUAUUAUCAUUGCUUGUGUUAUGAUGCACACAAUGUCACUCUUGCAGUUCCUUUAAUUAGAGAUGUAUUCUGCAUUGUGUCUUUACAUUGUUCGGCCCGCCAGAUGUUGCGAUUACAUUUCCUUUGCUGCUUUGCCAGCAUUAUAGGAAAUGUAGCCUACAAAAUCUGGAUUUCUGAAGGUUUCCUAUCCCUGUUCUACAUGUUUUAAUCUGUUAAAGGAGCAGUCAUGGCUUAUGGCCACUAUAUGCUAGUAUAGUGGUUGUGGUGCUUUCAGGUUGUGGAUGCUGUCCCUUCGUUCUUCAUCAAACCGUUUGAUAGGUUUGACUAAAGCUGGGCCCCCGAGCAUCUAUAGCCUCACUAGUUAGCUGAAACGGCUAACGCAGAAAUUCAGCUUCCACAUUACCAAUAUCUAAAGAAAUUGAUAUUGCCAAUGUGGAAGUGGAACUUUUACGUUAGGUACGGCACCGUAACAGCUACAUCAGCAUACAAUGUUGAUGUUGCCCAGAACGCUGUUUUAAAGAUUAAAUGUGAUCACCAUAACAUACAUGUAAUGUUAUGAGAGAGUGUGCUUUAAGGACUUUAAAUGAACAGUUAAUAAUGGAAGUCUAUUGCUGUGAUCCCUGAAAUUACAAUAAAACUGUGUGUAGAUUUAUAUAUAAUAUAAUUAUAUAUCAUUUAUUAGGUCCUGUGUAAAUGUACAGGGCAGUCCGUAUGGUUUUGACUAAAACUGUACAGCUGGCUGAUUCUCUGUGUUUUUGGUCAGAUGUGUGUUGUUGUUGUUGUUUGAACAUUACUUCAUGCAAAAGGUUUGAUAGUGCCUAGAGUUGAAUCUUGUUGGUGCUUCUGCCUUUGUAGUCUGGUGCUGUUGUUGUCUCUAAACAUCGGCAACACACAGUUCAACGUAAAUAAAGCAGGCCAUCAAGAAGUUGGGGAAACAUACAAAUAAGUAAGAGGCCAAGUCGAAAUAGAAGUCUAAAUCUUCUCAGUGGUACAUUGAAAAAGGCAUGCUGUGAGGAGAUCACAAAUAUUCACCACAAUGGAACAGCUGGAAGUGUCUUCACCACCACAACUUUAAGGGAUAACCACGAGGUGCAAAUUACUUGAAGGCUUCCAGAAGUGAUCAUCUAGGACAGUUAUUGUUUGCAGAAUUACAUAAGCUGUAGAGUUCUGAACGAAGUCUUAUGGCUCAGCCCCCGAUCCAUACUUGGCUGACAUGACAAGAUUUGAUGAUUUUAGCCAAUCCAAUGUGUUCCCAAUAUACCACACUGCACCAAUCAGCAUCUCCUCAUAGAGAUGCAUUGAUUCAAUACAUCUCUAUGUAGGACAUUCAGCGUCUCCGUGCAGAGCGUGGAGACCUGUAACAGCAGUGCUGCACAUCCCAGGAAGCACCUCUAGAUGCCAUCUGAGGACUGGUCACUAGAGUUGUUCCUAGGCUGUAAUGUAAGUGUAUACAUUAAAAAGCCUGCAGGUACAGGCUCUACUUACCAGAACAAUUACAUUAAACUGUAGUUGUUCUGGUGACUAUAGUGUACAGAUCACUGCAGUCUCACUGCCCAUGUUCUUAUGUGAACAGUCUUCCUAAACACUUCCUGUAAAGUGAGAUCCAAGGUUUAUAUACACUUCCUUUUUUGCAACUUGUUUCAUUUAAAAUCUUAUGUUCUGCACUCCUCCAAUUUAAUUCAUGAGCCUUAUGAACUUCUAAGAGCCCCAGAAUUUAAUAGGAGAUGCACAUGGAUCACAGCUAACCACCCAUCUGAUAACAAGCUAUAUAAUAUUACCAUCUCUAAAUACACAUUUCAUGUGAAAAGACUGUAGGUUUUCCCUGGCCCACUGCUAUUCAGUGCCUUGUGUGGUGUUGGUUGAGUGAAAUCGCAAAUAUUUAGUCAUAAGUAAGAAAAUUCCUGGAACUAAAACCAUAAAAUGCUAUUUACUUACAUUGUCCUCUUGUUUCAGGAGAGGGAUGCUAUUCCCGUGUAUCACCCCACACCCAGCCAGACCCGCCUUGCAACCCAGCUUACAGAGGAAGAGCAAGUGUGGAUAGCCCAAAGAAUUGGACUUAUACAGCAUCUUCCUAAGGGCAAAUAUGAUCCAGGAUCUGACCAUGCAGAGAAGAAGCUUAAAGAGUGAGUUGAUACUCUAUAGCACUUAAAUAAAAUAGAAACAAUGUCUCUCUCUCUCUCUCUUUCUCUCUCUUUCUCUCUCCAGAGGUAGGUGUUACAAUUCUGUAGCAUGUACAUCUGGACCACCCUUGCUGCUCAUCCGAUUUGCUUUGCCUUGGGAAGAUUCCCAAGCAGAGAAAACCUCUUCCAUGAUGCCGACACACUGGCUUAGUAGACCACAUGUCAAAUGUCUAAACGGAGUUCUCCGUCACUCCAUAGCCUGUGCUGCUAGUUACAUAGCAACCGCAAUGCAUGUGUUUUGGUUCCUAUGGGUGGAGAGCAGAAGGAGGUCUCUUUUGCUCUCCUUGUCAAUCAAGUCUUCAACGUAGUCUUAUCCAAAGAAUAGAUUUUUAUCCCAAUCUAUAUAUAUAUAUACACGUAAACAAAACCACCAACAAAAUAUAUAGAUAAAAUGUCAUGCUCAUUAAAGAGAGCAUGAUUAGUUUGGGGGAUGGGAGAUUCACUUUAAAGGAACAGUCUGUGCCACUGUAGUGAUUAUGGUGCCUCAAUGUUGGUAGUCUUGACUUCUCACCGAGGAUCCACCAGGCACUGCUCCAUGCAGCUGGAUGUUGUUGGCCAAGAAAUUGGACCUGCAUUGCAUGCUUAGGUCAGGAGGGUUAAAGGAAGCUCAUGAGCAGGAGAUGAGGUUGCUAUGGGAUGGGUACGUUCCUUUAAAGAGUAAUAUAUACUGAACUUCUCUUUUAUCCACUAAUUAUUGCAGAGGACCACAUAUCAUGUUAAAAAGAUUAUAUCUUAUUCAUAAGCUUAGUUACACUACAAAACAUCAAAUGUGUACCUCCUGGAACUUAGUCUUAUGUUUCUCUAUGACUUUUUAUUAUGUUAUGGUAAGUUAUAACAGAUUGAGUAAAGGGUGGUAUUAGCUGAGAGAUAACCAUUGUAUUUCCUGGGAAAUGGGAAGUAAGACAAUCCUAAAUGGGGACUGAGGACAUCUUGAAUUUCUUGUCCUUGUUUCUGCAGGUGUGUGAUUUGCAUGUUGGACUUUGUUAGCGGAGACCCUGUACGCUUCCUCCCCUGUAUGCACAUUUACCAUGUGGAAUGUAUAGACGACUGGCUAAUGAGGUCGUUUACCUGCCCUUCAUGCAUGGAGCCAGUGGAUGCUGCUCUCCUCUCAUCCUACGAGACACACUGAUUGGCUGCACAAGUACUCCAAAUCCAUAUUAACAACGGAGCCGCUGAGGCUAUUCUCUACUGGUACUGGCCAAUGAUGUGUGUUUACCUAUGGAAAGAUCAUCUGCAGAAGAUCACUGUUCUUCUAAAAGGCUUAGCAAUGUCAGUGUAUCUGCGUACAUGGAGGAGUGGAAUUGCUUCAGCAAGUCUGUAUCAAACAGACAAGAUGUGCUCCGGCUUACAGGAUUGAAUUCCCCAGCUUAAUGGACUGUACUUUUGCAGGCAUAAGGCUUUCUAAUAGCAGAUAUGUUUAAGGUAGUCCAUUUUGGUAUAUAACAAACAUGGAUACAUAAUAUUGCUAUGUUUUAAAAAAAGUCUAUUGCCAAAUACAAGACAUGGUUAUUGCAAGCUAAUUGUACGUGCAUUGAAAUUCAUGCACCCCCUCUGGUUCUAGUAUGGCCAAGGUGGGGGAUUUUCCAUAGAACUGUUAGUUUCUUCUAGACAAAAUGUUAUUUCACUAGUGAGUGGAGAGACUGUACCAUGGGAAACGUCACCCAGGUGCAGUAUAGGCAGGCUUUGCCCCUAUGUUAUGCCCCGUAAAAAAAAAAUGGAGGUAAUGAGAUACUUUGAAUGGAUGAAACACAGCUGCUUGACCAAUGAAUUUUGUAUAAAGUGGUAGAUAGGAGUAAUAAAUGCAUUCUGAAACCAAAUAUUACAAUUUGCUUGUGAGAUUGCACUCAUCUUGUGCAAAGAGUCGAAAUUUCCAAUCUUUGUAAGGAGCCUUAUUCUGAAGCUGCUUUUUAGGAACUGUAGGAUUUUAACAAUCUUCAGCCCACUGUCUAUCAGUAAAUGAGUUUUAUAAUUUCAGGCGCUCGCUAGAAUCCACUGUGCCAGACACGCAGGGCGGUGAAGUACCCCAUUGCAGUGCUACGCCUGAGAAUCCUGCACCAGUUUACUGAUGGUUAGUGGUGUCUGAAAUCAAUAGGGCUGUGAACUUGGAAGUGCCAUGGGCAGCUUGAAACCUGGUUAAUUUGUCUAGCGCUCACAGCUCAGUCCAAGAUAUGAGCUUGUCUAAAAGUGAAAAAUAAAUCCAGAUUUCAAAAUAAGUAAUUUUGUAACCACAAGAUUGCUUGUGGCAUGUGUUUUGAUCUGAGACCUAUAUUGGAGCCAUGCCUGGUUAGCCGAAAGACUGUUACUGACCAGUGUCUAAUCUAAAACCCUCCUUGUGAUCAUGUAGGUCAGGGGUGGGCAACCUUUGGCAUUAUGGACUACAUUUUCCCAGAUGCUUUUCCAUUAUUGUAAAUGUGUCCCUGAUAGCUGGAGAAUCGAAGGUUGCCUAUUGAUAAUGUAGGAAAAAUGCUACUGCCACUGUCUUAUCUCAGACCCAUCUUGUAGUGAUGUUACAAGUAGGACUGUUUCAGUGGCUGUGUAUACAUGAAUGCACUCUUGCAAUACCCAACACCAGGGGGCAGGUGGGGAGUGAAUUUGAAUAUUUGAGCAUGAAAUGCUAACUUGAGCAAAAUAAAUUAAGCUUCAUGUGUACAAUUAUUAUUUUUCUUUUAAUUCUGGAUUCAGUGAUGUUCCUCUGUAACCAACCAUCCAUGGUCAAGUCAAACUAUUAUUCUCUUCUAAGAUUAGAUAAGUGGGGGUAUUUUCUUGGUUUUAUAUGCUUUUACUUUUUAGGCAGAAUGUGUUGUUAUAUUUAUGCUUGGUUCUGUUUUUAAUAGUUCUUUAAGAACAACCUUGAAACUCACCUCUUUAGGAAUAGGUAUUUUCUACCUUUACAUUAGUCUUCCCAUAAAUCCCUAAACAUGUUACCACAUUGCAUUUCACUGUCCCCACUUACACUCUAAAGCUUUCACACAGGUGUCAAGUGAGAUUUAAAGGGACACACACUAGUCACCUGAAGAACUAUAGUUUAACGCAGUUAUUCUCGUGAGUAUAGUCUGUCCCUGCAGGCUUUUUUGCAGUAAACACUUUUUCUGAGAAAAGGCAGUGUUUACAUUACAGCCUAGAGACACCUCCACUGGCCACUCCACAGAUGGCUACUAGAGAUGCUUCCAGUGCUGCACACUGUCUGCAUGGAGACACUGAACUUUCCUCAAAGAGAUGCAUUUCUAUGAGGAGAUACUGGAUGGCAUUUGGCUCACCCAGUAUCCUUUUGGCUGAGAUAAUUCUAAGUCAAUCAUAAUGCUUUCCUAUGGGAAAGCAUUAUGCUUGGCUGAGCUCAUCACUUCUGACAAUGUGCAGUAACAGCACCACCAGACUAGAAAUAAGGAGUUUUUACUAUCUUUAAGGGAACAAAGGAGGGCCAGAUAACGUUCUAACAGUAUAGGAAACAAACACGUUUGUGUUCCUAACCCUAUAGCGUUCCUUUAAGUGCUUUAACUCCUAAAUCGCAGAGAACUGAACUGUACGGGGGAUGAUCUAUGCAUCAAAAAUGCUUAAAGGACCACUAUAGUGCCCUGAGGGUGCUCCCACCCUCAGGCCCCUCCUCCCGCCAGGCUCUAGGGGGUGGAAGGGGUUAAAUUUACCUCUUUCUCCAGCCCUGGGCGGGGGACUCUCCUCCUCGGCUGAAUGUGCAUUCAGUCAGUCCAUAGGAAAGCAUUCACAAUGCUUUCCUAUGGACGCUGGCGUCUUCUCACUAUGAAAAUCACAGUGAGAAGCGCCUCUAGCGGUUGUCAAUGAGGCUGGAUUAACCCUCAGUGUAAACAUAGCAGUUUCUCUGAAACUAUGUUUAUAGAAAAAAGGGUUAAACCUAGCUGGACCUGGCACACAGACCACUUCAUUAAGAUGAAGUGGUCUGGGUGCCUGUAGUGGUCCUUUAAGUUAACGUUGUCUAGGUGCUUACAGAAUCCCUUUGAAUGUUACUUUUAAAAGGGAAGAAUGUGUGGACACUGUUCUUACUCAGCAAGAAACACUUUAAAAUCCAAUCAAUGUAUUUCACCAGCUUAUCUAGAGAUCUCAGCUACAUACACAAGUAAUCACAUUUCUAAAGAGGCACUAAGACCAGAACUAUCCCUUGUGUCACAGCAAGUAGUUUCAGGUGUCCAAUGCACGCCUGAAUGCUGUAUUCAAAGGGAUAUUACAGGCAUCAAAACAACUUUAGCUUAAAGGGUCACUGUAGGCAUUUAUGUAGUCACCUUAUUGAAGUCAUUAUAGUGCCUGCAGUCCUGCUCCCUGAAACAUUUUAAACAAAUUAACAGGCUUGGAAUCAUACUUCCCUACUCUCAUACUGUAAGAUAUGUCACACACACGUGUGGUGACAUCACAGUGAACCAUGGUCCAUAGAGAAGUGUUGCAUACAAUUAUUUUCUAUGUCAAUGAAUGCCGUGCAUGCACUUAUGGAGGAGGAGACUUGGCCCUAAAGAAAACGCAAGUGAUUUAUUUUUUUAAUUUUACAUUUGGGGAGCUAAUUGAAAAGAGGCAUCAGGCCUGUUUCAUUAGAAAUAGAGAUCUGUCCUAAUACAGUUAACUUUUACUGCAAUAAAAUACACAUUUGUAUGCGUUAAUGCCCUCCCAACCCCAUGUACAGGUUUAACGGUGGUUUGAAAAGUUACCAGGUCAAAUAUAGUGCUAGUCUAUUUCAGUUUUUACACAUUGACGUUUGCCAGAUUGGGCUGCUGGGCCUAUGUUGUAUGGCAGCCCAGGAUUUAGAAUUACCCCAAUGAUUGCAUACUAUUUUUAAAAGUAGGCAAACCAGGGUAUUCCAAAUAACCUUUUUUGAGAUAUUUGGUCUAGCCACUUCAUAACUAAUAGUGGCCCCAUUUGGUGGUCAUAUUUUCUUUUGGUUUUUUUCCAGCAUACAUGAAUUUUAUCAUUUUGAUAUGUUUUAAUGAAAUAAAAUCUCAUUAUUUGUAUUUACUUUGUCUCAAAAAUAUAACAUUGCCCCUCUGUACUGUUUUUAUUUGGUACAUCAUAUAGCAAAACAAGGUCAUUGCUCCUUUUAACUUGAAAUUGGCAAAAGUGAUUUUCUGUCACAUUUAAGAGAACAUGGCACCCUAAGCAAGAAAAGUGCACCCGUGAAGGUAUGUCAUUUUAACAAGUAUUCUAAAAGUAGUAUUUUGAGUUGUUGGGUGUAGCCACUUUAUAAAGGCUGUGCUUAAUGUAAACAGGAACAGGUUCGGGGAAUCCAGAAGUCAGAGUAAUGGAUAUAAAAAGCCAAUAAGUCGGUACAGGGAGCUAACACAAUAUUCAGGGUAAGCCGAGGUCAGGAAUCCAGAACAAACUGAUAAAGUCACCAGAGUGAUACAAAUGUUCACCUCUGUAUAGUAGACUUUGAAACAAUCUAUUCUGCAGAGGACAGUAAUAACUAGAAUCCUUUCAAAAUUCCAUCUUAUAGCAAACAUGACACAUUCUCUGGUGUCACAUUUUACUGGGUGUGCAUGUAUGUGGGGGAUGGGGAUUUGGAAAGGAAAGUGCUCCACAAACUCUGGAUAUCCUCUGAUUACAAAAAGUUAUACUGGACCAUAAUACAGAACAUAAAAACCAAGAAAUGGGUAUGGUUUCCCGAUAUCUGCUUUUAUGGAUUGCAAUUUUCUUAUAUCAGAAGCUAGUUUUUCAGUUCACCAGAUAAGGCUGUAUACAUUGACCCACCAAAUCUACUCCUCCCAUAUACUUGCUGUAGUCUACAAAGACUAUAUAGCCGUAUAAAAGCGUGCCAUUUAAGGGAGAUUUUUUUUUAAAUUAAUUUGCCUACCUGCCUAACACCCAAUACGAUAAACACCUAAAAUUCACACUACCACACACAGAAAAUCCUACAUCCAACCCAAACAUAAUAAUAUUACUGAUAGAGCAAGCACCAGCAGCGUUAUUUUUCUUUAUUCAAUAGAAAUGGAAAAAAAAAAAAAAAUCUGCAUGACCAGAGAGUCAGCCCUCUGAUCACCCUGAUACAGCAUCGAUAUUGUACAGUGAUAAGGUUAAAAAAUAAAUAAAAUUAAUGACCCCCCCCCCUCAACCAAUGAUCAAACUGAGGAAAGAAGGACAGAGAUAAUGUCUCAUUCAUUUAACAGGCUGUCACUACGAUCAUGUGUCUGACAGGUCCCCAAUCGCCAGCAUGGGUUAGAAGGCAGACUGGAAGGAGAGACAUCUUAGGGGUAUGCUAUACUGCACUAAUGGUGUUAAAGCCCUCUAAAUUUAGGAUGACAGUGUGAUGUGGUCCAUCAAGCAGUUUUAGUGUAUAGAUCAUGCGACCUGCAGUGUUACUGCUGAAUUCUCUGCUAUUUAGGAGUUAAAUCACUGUUUAUACAGCCCUAGGUACACCUCCCUGCAUGUGCCUCACAUUGCCUUCCUAAACACUUCAUGUAAAGUAAGUUCUGUUUACACUUCCUUUAUUGUAGUCUAUUUCACAGUGGUCCAAUCAAAUACUCUUAUAUAAGCUUUUCCCAUAGGAAAGCAUUGAUAACAUGCAAUGUCAAAUGUCAUACAAUGAAGUAUUAGUGUCUGUAUGACAGCCACUGGGAGAAUGUUUAACCCUUCAAGUUAAACAUGGUAAUUUUUGCAAAACGACAAUUUUAACUUGAAGGGUUAAAAUGACAAGACCAAUGCACCCAGGCCACUUCAUUGAGGAAGGGAAUGAUGGGAGUUGUAGAUCAAUGCCCCUGCUGAUGAGAAGAGGAUCAAGAGGCAGAUCUGCAGGUUCUGUUUUUUAUGAUCCCAAGUUUAUGGAAUACACCUGUUUGCAACACAUUACUAGACAUCCCUUUUCAUAGAUACUCUCACUUCUCAAGUCCACUUUAUUGCAGCCUGUACACAAAAGGUAAAUUUGCAGUGGUUUCUACAUUUAAAAAAGCAUGUAGGUGGAUUAAUAUUUCAUAAAUAAGAAUUAUGGGGACUAGUGUUACACAGACUUUGAAAAUUGAGGUUAGUUUUGGAAGCACUGUUCAGUGCUGUGGAAUGGGUUAGCUUUUGGCAGAUAAAAGAGUUGUGAGUAUUGACUUGGUGCUAAAUUAGUUUAAUAAGAAUGGUCUACACUGAGAAUCUGAACAAAAGCAAUCUGCGAAUAAACGAAACAUAAGACAUCCAAGUCCCAUAGGAAAAAUAAACAAAACAUAUCUAUACUCCUCAAUUCUGCAGCUGUAAACAGGGUUUUGGGGAGAAAGGCGUCAGAGGUGCUGAAAAGCAGGUAUGAAAUGCAGAAAAAUCCUUGUCUGAGGAAAAAAAACAAAAAACCAACAAUGCACCCCAAAUUGAAUUUCUGGUUAGGAAGUCUUUUCUCCCCUGAGUCCGCAAAAGGGUUUUAGCAAGGUAUAUUCCAAGAUCACGAAGGGAACAACAUGAACCAGCAAGGAUGGAGAGGAUAGGUGUAUUUGUGAAUAAGAUAUCCCCUUUCAUGAUAGCUUAAAAGCAGUAACCAACAGUGCUUAUAAAGCUGUUCGGUGUCUCAUUGUGUUAUUUGACCAGCGGUCGCGUUUUGUCAUCGUCACUGCACUGGUGGGCUUUGUAUUUUUUCACCUCGGCCAUAUAUUGUGCCCAGGCUCCGCCUUUGUUUGACAAUACCUGUGGAAGACAUAAGAAAAGAGAAUCAGACAAAUCAAAUGCAUUUUGGAAAAAGAUUUACAAAUUGCAUCGGGCAAAUGAAAAUACUUUUAAGGGGAAACCCUGGCACCCACACAUCUGAUACAAUGUGUAGGCUUAAGAAUCCUUAGUUUUACAGGGUACUGUUUAGUUUUGCAUUACAUGUUUACUAUUUCUAGCUCUCUUUUUUCCUCCAAUAAUACAUAUAUGUAUAUGAUGUAAUCAGGAUGCAUAGCACACGUUUCAGAGAGGUGUAUUUGAAUUUACAGAUUUUUACUGUAGAAAAGGAAAACAAGUGAACUGCAACUCAUGAAAGCCCAUGUUGUGCCUGGAAAGCCGUACUUAAUGGGAUUGUCAGACAGUACUAUUAUAGAAAGUCAAAAGGUACACUAUAGUCAGUAAAACAACUUUAGCUUAAUGAAGCAGUUUUGGUGUAUAGAUCAUGCCUCUGAAGUCUCACUAAUUAAUUCCCGGCCAUUUAAGUGUUUAUAAUCACUUUGGUUUCUACAGGGUGACCCAUAAGUCCCUAUCCAUCCAUAUAUCUUAUGUAUCCAGUGUAUCUGUGUGCUGGAUGGGUAGGGACUUAUGGGCCAGCCUGUAUAUAUACACAACCCUAGCCAUACCUCCCUUAGCUAUGACUGACAGCUUGCACUAAAAAAAUUCAAUCAGAGGUUAACUUGCAACAAUUUUCUCCUGCUCUGUAAACCGAACUUGAAGCACACACACAAGAGGCUUAUCUUUUGUACUGUUAACACUAUAGAAGAUAAGACAUUCUUAAAGGACCACUAUAGUCACCCAAUGAAGUGAUCUAGGUUUACAUUGCAGGGUUUAUUCAGCCUCUAGUGGCGGUCUUCCUGACAGCCGCAAGAGGCGCUUCUGCGAUGCUCAAUGCGAAAAUCGCAUUGAGCACGCAGAACGUCCAUAGGAAAGCAUUGAGAAAUGCUUUCCUAUGGGAGUUUUUAAUGCGCGCGCUGGCCGUGCAUGCGCAUUUGGCUCCACUCGGAAGCUGACGUCGGAGGGGGAGGAGGUAAGUGGCUGAAGGGGUUUUCACCCCUUCAGCCCAGCAGGAGGGGGGCCCUGAGGGUGGUGGGACCCUAAGGAUUAUAUAGUGUCCUGACACUAUAGUGAUGCUUUAUUUAAACAUAUGGUGCAAUAGAGGGAAUGUAAACAUUAAUGUUUAGAAAGGCUGUGCACAUUACAUGCAAAGAGAUAUUACUAGGGUUGUAUAAACAAAGUUAUUUAAAGGGAUUCUCUAGUGCCAGGGAAACAAAUCUCCCUCCCUCCCGCCUAUAUAACAUAUCGCUGAAGGGGUUAAAACCCCUUCAGUCACUUACCUGAAUCUAGCAAUCCACCGAUUUAUCUUUGUGCUGCGUCAGGCUCCACCCAAGCUCCUCUCCCUCCGACAUCAGCCGGCGGGGGAGACCUAAUGCGCAUGUGCAGCAAUGGCUGCGCUCGCAUUAGGAUUUCCCCAUAGGAAAGCAUUAGUCGAUGCUUUGCUAUGGGGAUUCCGGUGAUGCUGCAAGUCCUCAUGCAUAGCGCGAGGACGUCCAACGUUGUUUAGACAACCAAAAGUUGCCUAAGUACCUGGAAGUUCCUCUAAUGGCUGUCUUAUAGACAACCACUAGACAAGGACUUAACCCUGCAAGGUAAUUUUCUUAGAAACUACAAUAAUUAAUUACCACUAUAGGGUUAAGUGACAUGGGACAUUGCACUUUAAUGAGCUUUAGUGGUCUGGGUGCCUACAGUGUCCCUUUACCUCCUAAAUGGCAUAGGAUUGAGCAGUGAGACUACAGGGGCAUGAUCUAGACACCAAAACUACUUAAUUAAGCUCAAUUUGUUUUGGAGGAAAUAUAAUAUCACUUUAAAGUGACUGCCACUUGCGUGUAUUUCAUAGAGACAUAAUCUUUAUGAAGCACUCGUGAGGACUGCGUUAGAAUUUAGUUGAAAUUCCAACAAAAUCCAAAGAUUACAUAAGACAAAGUAGAGGUGAGAGAUUCAGACAUUGUCUCACACUCAUUGUGAGAUGAAUAUACCUAUGGCUAUGGACUCCUCCAUAGACAUAAGUGUUGCGCUCGCUAGAAUACAGCACUGACGCAGCUUCUGGCAGAUGAAGCACCAGACGGUAUGCAGGAAGUAAAUGGAGACAUUUGCGAAGGACAGCUUUAAGUAGCAAACCAACCAAAAAUUUUCUGUGGUGCUCAGACAUAUGACAGCUGCUCGUCAAAGGUUAGCCAUUACAGCCAAAUACACAAAGAUCAGGAAACAAUACGGUAUUGACAUAAAUAGAACAUGCACUUAUCCCCAAACAGAAACAAUCAGAUUACAGAGAAGUGGGAGGUAGACAGGGCUGGAAUGUAGGUUUUAAAUAAUUAUAAUACCAACAGACCACCAAGCAUUGUAGUGGCACUUGCAUGCCAUAGAGGAAUUAGGAUAGUAACUGCUAAAGCAAAAUACAAUUUAACUGUAUUAUAAAUUGUAUAUGUGUUGCUAUAGAUUUAGGCAAACCUAUGACGACACAUUCACUUUAGGUUUGUUUCUUAAAAGUCUAACCUACGGCAUCCCAUCCAGUGACAUCAACCUCUAAUAAUGCUAAGGAUUAAGACAAUUUUCACUUGUUAAGGAUAAGGACAAUUUUAUUGAAAACAGACAGUCAAAGAAAAUAACUAACACUACCCAUUAUAGUGUUACGGCACUAGAAGCCCAUGGCCACUGUCCCUUUGUUCUGUGUCAAACUAUGCUACAACGGUUUGAUAGUAUACCUAUUUCCCACUGGAACCCAGAGUCACAUCUGGUCUUUUCUAAUAGGAGAAGCAAGACGUCACUGCGCAGAGCGAAACUGCAGCUAUUGACGGAGAGCAUCAGUUAUGCACGCUCCACCAAUGAGCACUAUUGUUCAUUGACUCUAUAAAGCAAUACAGCCUCUCCUGCUGGAAAAGACUAGAUGUGGUGCCCAGCAGGUAAGUUGUAAAACCUACCUAAAACGGUUUUACAUCUUACUGUGGGAUGGCGCCAGGGCACUCCUGACACCAUAAUCACUACAUUAACAAGUAGUGGUUUUGGGUCUUGGAGUAUAGAAAUAAUACAGCCUGUGUGAUAAAAUGUAAGUUUCACCACUAGUUGUUAUUAUAGAGCACUAAACAAAAUAAACACAACAGCUUGUGCGUACUCUGGUGAUAUUGACCCUCUUCUUUCUUUAACCCCUUAAAGACUGCGGACACACUAUGCAGUACUUGAAAGGGUGGCUUUAAACGGCGGCAUAGUACGCCCAGCCGUCCUGCACUCACCGGUGAUCCCAGUCCAGGGGGACUGCCCAAGACCCCAGCAGUCCCCUUGCAGCAGCUCUGGCCUCUCCGGCCCUCCAGGGUCAUGUGAUCACUAUGAUCACAUGGCUGCAAUAGGAGUCUAUGGAGCUGCCUGCAGGGGGACGCUGUCAGGCAGUCCCCCUGACUCCUAAAAAAGUUUUUAAAAAA